UGUUAAAAAAAGCCUGAUUGGAAAGAAAAAAACUGUUAAGACCGUCGAACCUUCUAAAUUCUUAUUAACCUAAUUGUAACUCUAAUAUGCGUUCAAGGAAGUAUAUAAAUCCCAACCACAAUUGACAAACGACAAUACCAAAAUCUGAACUCUAACGAGCAGUGGAUAAUGGCUUCUUCGUCUUCCUUUCUUGUUGCUGUUUUCGUGGCAGUUUUUUUACAGUUUCUCUUUGUCUCUGCUUCAACAAAACCUAUCGACGCCAUAUGCCAACAAGUCACUGACAAACGCUUCUGCAUCAAAACUUUGACUGCUUAUCCUCCGGCGGCUUCGGCCACCACCACGCUCCAAGCGGUGGGGGCGGCUAUCAACAUUGCCAAGUCCUAUGCCGAGAAGUGUAGAAAAUUCACCGAGAAAACUGCAAAAGAGAACCCUAAACUGAAGGACCAAUUCAUGGAUUGUCAAGAUGCCUUCCUUGAUAUUAUAUCGUCUCUCAAGAGUGCUGCCGGGGAGCUUAAAGUAUCGCCGGACACUGCAAACUAUGAUGUCAUGGUUUGUACAGACCAAACUACCAUAGUGAAGAAUUCGAUCGGAAAAAAUAGAGAUGUGGCUUCAAAUACUAUCAUGAAGAUGACACUUAUGAUGAAUAAGCUUAUUGCUAUUGCUGCUGGAGCCACUGAUGCUCUUUCCCCAUAGGGACCACACCGGUUUGUAGGCCUAACUAGCAACUACAAAUUGAUUGAACUGGCUAAAUUUAGUCGAUCGUAUAAGCAUAACAGUAUGUGGAAUAACUAAAAAAAAGUUGGUUUACGUCAUAUACCAAUCAUGUGUAUACGGUAUGCCGGUUUAAAUCAUCAAUUGUCUAACCGAGUCUAUACUAUUAUUUGCGAAGU
Molecule: messenger RNA, 890 nt
Organism: Raphanus sativus (radish)
Lineage: Eukaryota; Viridiplantae; Streptophyta; Magnoliopsida; Brassicales; Brassicaceae
Exons: 2
Coding region: 169-693 (174 amino acids)
Molecular function (GO): enzyme inhibitor activity
Source: RefSeq, a predicted model, not a curated record